Molecule: messenger RNA, 1764 nt
Organism: Caenorhabditis briggsae
Lineage: Eukaryota; Metazoa; Nematoda; Chromadorea; Rhabditida; Rhabditidae
Exons: 15
Coding region: 1-1764 (587 amino acids)
Source: RefSeq, a predicted model, not a curated record
AUGCAUUCUUUAUUUGUUCCGGUUUUCUUUCUUCUUUUUGGGUAUUCUUAUUCUUUGGAAUGUUCAAGCCAAGAAGUGAAUUUCACUCCAACUAAUACUUCAUUCAAAAUUUUAUCCGAUGAAAAUGACCUGACAAGUAAAACUUGUAAAUAUACAUUUUCUGUACCAAAAAAUUACGUACCAACUGUGUUGUUGAAUGUAGCUCUAACUGGUGAUAAUAAAAUCACACUGAAACAAUACAGCGAGUGGGGAGGAACAAAAACAUAUGACAUAAAAUCAACUAUUGGAUAUACACUGGCUCCUCUGAAUUUCACAAUUGAAAUCAACCUUCCAAAGAAAACCGCUGGUGACACAUUUGUUAUUGAUAUUAGAGUACGCGAUGCAACUCCGGCAGCUACUGGAGAAACUUUCCUUGUUCAGAAGGAUAUUGGAACUUUGAUCGAUUCCUUUAAUAUUCGCGGAAACAGUAGUAUCCUUCAAAGCUAUGACGCUGAAAACCCUCAAGCUGCAAGUUACAGCAUCAAAAUUGUGAUAUUCACCGAUAUCAACUUAUUUUUCGAUGGUUUGUCGAAAAUCCAUGUUUAUGAUUCUGGACUGUACAAGGGCAGUUUGUAUGAUGUCUACGCAUCUCAAACUACUUGCAUGGGAACACAAUUUGCUAUUGUCAACACCAACCCAUUUACUGUUGACAUUUUCACCGUUCUAAUUUCAGAGAAAUACGAAUGGAGUGAGAACCCAGUUUCCGUGUCAGCAUUACCAAGAAACACUACAAAACAGUACUUGACUGCCACCAAUGGACCAACUGUUUUCCAUGAGAUUUCCAGUGAACUCAACGAGGGAUCAUAUACACCAUCUAUGUACCAGCAAAUAUCAUUUAGAGGAGAUGGAGAGUUGAAAGUGUAUGCUGGAUGUGUUACUAAUGCACAAGAGUCAAAACGGAUAGCAACUAUUACUCCUGCAAACGCCGGCAACUGGGACAAUUUGAGGAUUUACGGGCGCUGCAAAACAGCCGUUCUGACCAAGGGUGUUGUUCAAUGGACAUUCUCAAAUACCUUCCCAACAUCGUUCUACCAUAAGAUUGGACAGCAAGGUGUGAUAAUGAAUAAUGCGUUCCCAUACGCUAGCCCCAACAAUGUCACAUUUAUGAAUUACUUGAUCCAACAUCCUAGCGAGAAUACAAAAGAAAACAUUAUUGUAACAUACGAAGUGGCUCAAAUGGCCUCAGAUGUGUCUUUCGAAGUUCAACAGGAAAUCAAGUACAAUGAAAAUAAGACGACAAAAUUAACCGCUUCCGACACUUCAUUCACAUCAGUAUCUACUUAUCAACAAUACAUCGUAUAUAGUUUACCACAACGAUCAACAGGAUUCCUAGUUAGAUACACGGUGGCCAAAGGAACCGUAGCAAAAAAACGUCCGAGUCAUGGUGGAAAACAGAAAGUUAACAAGGCAAAUAAGACAAAAACUAAAGCCACAAAAAGAAAAACUCAGAUGAAGAAAAGAAAAACUAAACAGGCUCAGAAAAGAAGAAAAGAGAGAAAGAAGGCGGAUAAGGCGAAACGGACAGCAAAAAAGAAGAAAACAAAGAAAAGUAAGAAGUCGAAAGACAAAAAGAAGAAGAAAGCUAAAAAACCUGAAAAACAAAAGCCUGCUGAACCGAAACAAGAGCCGGAUGCUGAUGGUGGUGAAGAUGAUGAUGAAGCUGGGGAAGAGGCUCUCCACAUGAAGUUGGCAGGAAUGUCAGGAUCACGGAGAGCAUCGAAGUGA